Molecule: messenger RNA, 664 nt
Organism: Tarenaya hassleriana
Lineage: Eukaryota; Viridiplantae; Streptophyta; Magnoliopsida; Brassicales; Cleomaceae
Product: eukaryotic translation initiation factor 1A-like
Exons: 1
Coding region: 91-546 (151 amino acids)
Biological process (GO): translational initiation
Cellular component (GO): cytoplasm
Molecular function (GO): RNA binding; translation initiation factor activity
Source: RefSeq, a predicted model, not a curated record
AGAAUCCGCAGAAAGCCGAUCAAAUCGCUAGGGUUUCAAACACAGAGCGAAAGAGAGAGGUGGAGGAACUAGGGUUUCAAUUAGAGCAAGAUGCCGAAGAACAAGGGAAAGGGAGGUAAGAAUCGGAAGAUUUCCUCCCCUCGGAAGAGAGGAAAGAACGAAGCAGAUGACGAGAAGAGAGAGCUGAUUUUCAAGGAAGACGGGCAAGAGUAUGCCCAGGUUCUCCGGAUGCUCGGCAACGGUCGUUGCGAAGCCAUGUGCAUCGACGGCACCAAGCGCCUUUGUCACAUACGAGGUAAGAUGCACAAGAAGGUUUGGAUCGCCGCCGGUGACAUCAUCCUCGUCGGACUCCGGGAUUUCCAGGACGACAAGGCUGACGUCAUCCUCAAGUAUAUGCCCGAUGAAGCCAGGCUCCUCAAGGCCUACGGCGAGCUCCCCGACAACGUUCGUCUCAACGAAGGUAUCGCAGGUGGUCUCGAUGAGGACGACGAUGGCGGCGCCGAUGACUACAUCGAGUUUGGUGAUGAUGAUAUCGACAAGCUGUAGAAUCGUAUCUCCUCACUGUUCUAUUACACGCCUUGUACUAUUUUCUGUAUUUGUGUAACCUCUUUGUUGUGAAAUCGUCAUUCUGAUGCAAAAUACAAUAUAUGUUACUACUCUGUCC